UUUCACAUCGUGUUCAUAUUUUUCGCAUUGUUUUUGAGCCUCUACUAUGUUUAUUUCCUACUAUGCAAGUGCCGCUGUGUUGUCCUCUCCUGUAAAGAUUUAUUCUAAUAGUAAACGAUAUUCGAUUUGUCUAAAAAUUUACUUUGUUGGUGAAGGCUGAUAUGAACUCCUGACUUCUGAGUAAGAUACACUUUUUUUAGCAACUGCUUUAAAGGCAACUGCAUUCAUCCGUCAGAACAGGCAACAUUGAAAUAUCUUUACGCCUUUAAUGCUUGGGAGCUGAUCCGAACUAUUGGCAUCGGGAAAAGGGUAAUCGGCCUCUGCACGUGGCUGCCAAAGCUGGACAAGCAUCGCAGGCGGAACUGUUAAUUGUAUGCGGCGCUGAUCCAGGUGCUCCUGAUCGCUUGGCGUUCUUCUUAUGCAAUCGUCGACCGGAUCAUGCAGCCGGACAGCACUUCCCAUACCAGAAAUGGGGGAUCACUCUUCUGAUCUGUCAGAGCUUUCGAAAAGCGCUCGACGAGCAUUGCAUGCGCUCAGUAACAGCCUUUUGGAAACGUUAGCUAUGGAAGUGGAAAGUACGUUGAAGUGGAUCGGCGCGAAACGGAAGCUGCUUGCCAAGGAGAGGAUGCUCACACGCCCACACACCGCCGCCCAUCCGGAUUUUUGCCGGUUAAUCCGAAAUUAUCUUCGACGCAUAAUCAAAUGCGUCAGAAACUGGGCACGCUAAACUCCCGUGACUUAGCCGGCCUGAUCAUUGAUUUGCUGACCGAAAUACGGCGUCGUCAAGGCGGCGGUGACAGCGCGCGGGCCCUUCCUGCUCCCGUGCCAACACCCCAGCAGGCGACGAUUCUUUCCGUUUCCAGAGCGGCUUCGCGCGGGCCUAGCACUGAACGGGAAGUCGAUCGAGAUGUCGCAACCCGGGAAAGUCCGGUGUACGACGUGACGCUGGACGAUCGUGAGGAUGAAGACUAUUUGGAUUUUGCGCCAGCUGCCGGCGCCACCCGUGGAAAUGCGCAAGUGGUGCGCGCGGGAAAGGAGCCCAUUUAUGCUCAGGUGCGGAAUGUGCGUUUGACACGGGAGACCAGCCAGCAGAGUGUGACGGCGGAGCAGUAUAUGGAGAUGAAGAAGGCAUUGGAUGAGGCGAUAGCACGGGGAAAGAUCUGUCAAGAACGGUGGAUGCUUGAUGCGAAAUGAUCUCGAGCGCUUGAACAACCAAGUUUCCGUUUUGCUGAGCGAUCAGUCGAGGAAGAUCCAGGAGUGUGGCAAUAUGCCGGGAGGCUCAGAUUCAUCUGUGGCACGUCCCGUUCCAUUUCCGCGAACGCUUCGGGAUGACUCCCGACUUGCAGAUACAAACGAAGAAUCUAACGGAAACAUUGACGGGUCUCCGAAGAGGAGCAUCCGGCCGGACCAGGAAUCGGUCAGUGGGUACACGUCCCAAAUCACACAAUCCAUCCAUGAGCUCAAGCGCGCGGCGGAAAACGAAGAUCAUAACGUACUGAGUAAAUGUUCGCAGAGAAUCCACACCUUGACCCAUAAUCUCUGCAACCACUGUUUACCCUUUAUGGAUGGAGAACGGCCAGCGGCGUUGUCCGACCUUUUGACCAGCUCCAACCGACUUUUGACAGAUUGUCUGGAGUUUGUAAAUGAAACUACAUCGGGUUUUCCGGAUGGAGAUGCGGACAGAUCGCCAGGCGAUAACAGAGCUAGUAAAACUAAAGCGGCGCUGAAACAGAUGCUCAUCGACGAUGCGUCGAUGCCUAUAAUGUGGCUAUGGGUUUGAAGAAUAUUCUUUUGCUUUACACGAGCUUGGGCAACAAUG
This is a messenger RNA of Paramacrobiotus metropolitanus, 1819 nucleotides long. RefSeq lists its product as uncharacterized. NCBI's taxonomy places the organism in Eukaryota, Metazoa, Tardigrada, Eutardigrada, Parachela, Macrobiotidae. Bases 1184 to 1780 code for a protein of 198 amino acids. The transcript is spliced from 8 exons. The record is from RefSeq and is a predicted model, not a curated record.